Messenger RNA from Astyanax mexicanus (Mexican tetra), 4120 nucleotides. It is a transcript of the gene wwtr1, whose product is annotated as WW domain containing transcription regulator 1. The transcript has 7 exons. Lineage: Eukaryota; Metazoa; Chordata; Actinopteri; Characiformes; Acestrorhamphidae. Gene Ontology annotation, cellular component: nucleus; cytoplasm. Bases 268 to 1623 code for a protein of 451 amino acids. The record is from RefSeq and is a predicted model, not a curated record. Gene Ontology annotation, biological process: hippo signaling; positive regulation of transcription by RNA polymerase II. Gene Ontology annotation, molecular function: transcription coactivator activity; protein binding; transcription corepressor activity.
GUUUCCAAACUUUCCACCGAGCGGAUUCUCCAGCAGCAGCAGCAGCAGCGGGACAGCGGGGCAGGAGGACCGGGCCGGAUAACCUUCAAACUCUCAUUUAAAACUGUUUUAUUGUGUUUUUGUUUUGAGUUAAAACUUUUUUACACUAAAGACAGAAAAUCACAGCAGCGCUUAGCCGCUGGGGAGAGCGCGGGUCGUGUUUUUGAGGAGAGAGCUCCAGCACUUCUUGGUUCCCCCCGUCCCAACUUUUCUGUUCCGCCGAGCGAAAUGAGCAACAACCCGGUGCAGCCCCUGCCGGGCCAGCAGGUCAUCCAUGUGGCGAAGGACCCGGACACGGACCUGGAGGCGCUGUUUAACGCGGUCAUGAACCCGAGGCCGAGCUCCUGGAGGAAGAAACACAUGCCCGAGUCCUUCUUCAGGGAGCCGGACUCGGGCUCCCACUCCCGACAGUCCAGCACGGACUCGGGCAGCGGGCCGGCGCGGCUGCCGGUGCAGCACGUCCGCUCGCACUCCUCCCCGGCCAGCCUGCAGCUCGGCCCGGGCACGGGGACCGGAGCGGUCCCGCCCUCUGCGCACCACGUCCACAUCCGCCACCAGUCCUUCGAUGUGACCGAGGAGCUGCCCCUGCCCCCCGGCUGGGAGAUGGCCUUCACUUCCAACGGCCAGAAAUACUUUCUCAAUCAUGUGGAGAAAAUCACCACGUGGCACGACCCCAGGAAGACCAUGACGGCCACCAUGAACCCGAUGAGCCUACAUGCCCAGGCCACCAGCAACAACAGCAACAUGCAGCAGCGCUCCAUGGCCCUGUCUCAGCCUAACCUCGGGCAGCUGCCGGAGGGCUGGGAGCAGGCGGCCACCCCUCAGGGAGAAAUUUACUUCAUUGACCACAAAACCCAGAGCACAUCGUGGCUCGACCCACGGGUGGACUCUCCUCGCCUCAUGAUGUCUCAGCAUCAGCACCACCAGCAGCAUCUCCAGCAUGCCCAGCAGCAGCAGCAGCAGCAGCAGGUGCAGGUUCAAGCCCAGUCUCAGUCUCUGGGCUCCAGUGGCUCUAUGCCCCAGCAGCAGAGUGCUCAGCCUGGCAUGAUGAACAUGGCCGCCAACCCCCUGAGUGCCCAGCACCAGCAGAAAAUGAGGCUACAGCGCAUCCAGUUGGAGAGAGAGCGCAUUCAGAGGAGACAGGAGGAACUGAUGAGACAGGAGGUGGCGCUCUGUAGACAGAUGCCCAUGGACUCGGACAAUAUAGCUCCAGUGGCUCCAGCCAUCAACCAAGCUUCAAUGAAUCAGGGCAGCAUGCCCACCAGCGGCUCAGACCCGUUCCUGAACAGUGGACCGUAUCACUCACGUGAGCAGAGCACAGACAGCGGCCUGGGCCUCGGCUGCUACAGCAUCCCCACAACUCCCGAGGACUUCCUCAAUAACAUGGAGGAGAUGGACACGGGAGAGAACAUGGUGCCAGUCAACAUGAACGUGCCUCAGCAAAGCCGGUUCCCCGACUUCCUUGACUCCAUGCCAGGCACCAACGUGGACCUGGGCACUCUGGAGGGCACAGACCUCAUGCCAAUCCUCAACGACGUGGAGUCUGUCCUGAACAAGAGCGAGCCUUUCCUCACCUGGCUCUAAAGUCGUGGACUCGGCACGACGAGGCUAAAGACUCGUAGCAUUAAUGCUAACGUUUUGGAUAUGAAUUCAGUCUGUCUCUCCCAGCUCUUUUAUUUGUACCGUGUCUGUUUUGCUCCAUUUUUGACCACUCCCCCGGUCACUGUCAUUUUUAUCCUCUGAGAUACUGAGCGAAGAGGACGAGAUAAACCAAAGUGUUCAGCCUAAGAACAAACAAACAAACAAACAAUCUAUGAGCAAUACAUCAAUCAGAUUUAUUCAGGUAGAGUGAGAUUAAUGAAACAGUAAAGUUGAUUCAUCGUGUAAAUACUGUAGGAUAGAGUAGAUUUUUACCUCCACUGUGUUUGUGGGUCGCUCAGCAAUGCCAUUCCUCUGUCUGUUGGCAUGAACUGAGCAGUGUGAACAUUUAUAAAAAUGAUUGUGGCUCUUAAUUAAUGUCCCGGAUGGAUUGUGUGUGUGUGUGUUGGCACAGGGAUGCUUGAAAGCAAAGCCACCAGCAGAGGGAGCCACUGUCUUUCUCCAGUGUAAAAUGGAGAGUGUGUUAUUGGCUUAAAUGAUGUUGGAGUAGCAGGAAAAAAAAACUUUAUGAGAAACUUUAUAAACUUAAGUUGGUUUUCUUUUCUUUACACAUACCAAAUAUGUUUCCUACUGUAUCCAGUGUGACUCUAAAAGCUUUAAUUGUGAAUUGGUAGUCAGUUUAGUUCUUUUAUUAUUAUUAUUUUUUUGGCAUUUAUAAUUUUAUACUCAAGCUGAUUCCAGUUUAGCAGUUUAGCAGUUUAGUUAUCAUAUCCAGUAAGCUCAUGUUUCUGAAAUGUAGGCAUACAUUUCUACAUUUUGUUUGUAGGCACACAUUUUAUACCAUGUACUUUUUAUGUACUGCUACAGUAUUCCUUUUUUAUUUGCUGUAAAAUACCCUAGAUGUUUCCCCUGGCGCAUUCAUCUGGUGCAUUUUAUUUUUGACUUUUGAUAUUAGAGUUUGCAUUUUAGUAUUUAUCAAGAGGUAUGAUUUUUAAUAAGAGUUUUAGGUUUUUUAAUGAAACUGAAAUUUCAAAGCACUACAAAUCAUUGCGGGAUUGAGUCAGAAUUUAAAUACUGAAGAAGAGUUUUGUGUAAGGUUUCUGCUUUGUGGUGCUUCACUGGACUGUGAGGCUUUCUGAUGGUCCUCUGCGUAGUGGGCCUUCAGCCUUCAGUGCUGUGGUCAAGACAGGUUUCCAUCUGUAGACAGAGAGAAUAUGCAGCAAAAAAGUAUUUUCCAAAGCCAGAGAUCAAUACAAUUGUGGUGGACAAAAAAAAAAACACACUAGAACUGGAUGAGUGUAAGAUAAGGGUAAAAACGCAUUUUUAUAUCCAGGUAUAUCAGAGAAUAUCAGUUGUCUAUCAGCCUAAUAUAUUUUUGUAUUGCUGUUUCUCACAUUGGUGACAUACAUACAUACAUACACACACACAUAUAUAUAUAUAUAUAUUUAUAUAUAUAUAUAGUCCCCCUGUAUAGUGACUAAGCAGCAUAUGGUAAUAUUAUAAUAGUAUUUUGUGUACACAUGGUCACAGUGAAGGGGCAAAGCAGAGCUGAAUCUGUGUGAGUGUGUGUGGGGGGGGCUGAUUAAAGAUUUUUUUAUAUAAAUCAGGGAGAAAUGGUAGGUCAGACUGAGCUCAUGACAUCCUGCAGACAGGAGAGACUGGUUCAGUACUGGGUGAAAAGGGUGAUGCAUGCUGGAACCCAGAUGACUACUUUCUUCAGAGUCCCACUGUGAAAGGUGUCGGUCAGGAAGUGUGAGAAUAAGACCGAGUGGGAAAGUGCAGGUUUAGUUUUUCCUCUGUUAAUCCGCUUGGUGGAAAAAUGCCACAAGCCUUCGGUCUAUAGCGCAGCAGUUAAGCUCCUUUAUAUCAGCGCAGAGUUACUGGCUACUGGUUAUUUAGUUUGUUAUAUAAUGAGCUGUUUGUUUCAGGGUUAAAGGCGUUACAGCGAGGCCUGCGGGUCACUGAGGUCUUUCCUCAGGUGUUUGAUCUUCUGUUCUGCAUGUUAAAGCGAUACAUUUACCUUAACAUAAAGCAAUAUGUUUUUACAGUGGAACCUGAGUGUAACGGUGAGUAGGUCGUGGAACACGUUGUGGUGUGGAGCACGUUGUUUUUGACUAGUUUAUCGAGUGUUAUGGAAUGGGCAGUUGUCUGUAGCAUCAUAUAGAGCACGGUUGUGUAUAGCACACUGCUUAGCAACAGUAGCAAAGGGGAGGUUUGUUAGAUUGCAGGGUAUUUGGAGGUUGGAUGCAUGCUGGUGGGCUUGGAGAACACAAUACACACAUACCUACAUGCAUGCGCACACGCACACAAACACACACACACUCUCACACACACACACACUGAACAAACUGACAGUUUACUGUACUUUGGGAAAUGUGGAAAUGAUUCUGAGAACUAUAACCUCACAAAGAAAUCUCUGAAAAUGAUGUGUAACUUGUUGAACAAAAAAAAAUGGAAUAAAGCGGUGUUACCACAAAAUGAA